Marmota monax (woodchuck) is the source of this 974-nucleotide messenger RNA. RefSeq names its product NME/NM23 family member 5 (gene Nme5). The transcript is spliced from 6 exons. The record is from RefSeq and is a predicted model, not a curated record. Gene Ontology annotation, biological process: spermatid differentiation; CTP biosynthetic process; GTP biosynthetic process. NCBI's taxonomy places the organism in Eukaryota, Metazoa, Chordata, Mammalia, Rodentia, Sciuridae. Bases 181 to 843 code for a protein of 220 amino acids. Gene Ontology annotation, molecular function: nucleoside diphosphate kinase activity.
CCGGGACUUCAGGUCUCCUAGCAACAAGUUUGUGUGGCGGCAGAAGGGUGUUCACCAAGGCGAGCGCUCGGAAAGUCUAUCCUGGACAGUACCAGAGGACUUGGGGAUCCAACUUUUCACUCACGCUUAACCCUUUGAUAUCUGUCAAGAAACUUCUAAAUUGUACCCAGAAAAGCCAGAAUGGAGAUAUCAAUGCCCCCACCUCAGAUAUAUGUAGAAAAAACUCUGGCUAUUAUCAAACCAGAUAUUGUUGACAAAGAGGAAGAGAUACAAGAUAUUAUUCUAAGAUCUGGAUUCACAAUUGUUCAGAGAAGAAAACUACAUCUUAGCCCUGAGCACUGUAGUAACUUUUAUGUGGAACAGUAUGGGAAAAUGUUUUUCCCAAAUUUAACAGCCUACAUGAGUUCUGGACCACUUGUUGCCAUGAUAUUAGCUAGACAUAAAGCCAUCACUUACUGGAAAGAACUUUUGGGACCAAGUAAUUCUUUAGUAGCUAAGGAGACACACCCAGACAGUCUAAGGGCAAUUUAUGGCACAGAUGACCUGAGGAAUGCACUUCAUGGGAGUAAUGACUUUACUGCAGCAGAAAGAGAAAUUCGUUUCAUGUUUCCUAAAGUGAUUGUUGAGCCCAUUCCAAUUGGACAAGCUGCUAAGGACUAUUUAAAUUUAUAUGUCACACCAACUCUGCUUAAAGGACUCACAGAGCUUUGUAAACAAAAACCAAGAGAUCCUUUUAUUUGGCUAGCUGAUUGGUUGCUGCAGAAUAAUCCCAAUAAACCCAAAUUUGAUUAUCAUCAUAUAAUUGCAGAAGAGCCUCAAAAUCCUCCAAAGAACAAAUCAUGAACUAUCUUAUUGCAAAAGCUUCUGCUUCUGCUUUAAAAAACAAAAAUAAAAACAACAAAAAAAAAAACUACCACCUUAUUCAUUGCUUAUUUCAUGUGUAAGGUCCUGGGUUCAAUCCCUAGCACCACACA